This is a messenger RNA of Pungitius pungitius (ninespine stickleback), 2032 nucleotides long. Its product is annotated as PHD and RING finger domain-containing protein 1-like. The coding region runs from base 527 to 1330 and encodes 267 amino acids. NCBI's taxonomy places the organism in Eukaryota, Metazoa, Chordata, Actinopteri, Perciformes, Gasterosteidae. The transcript has 7 exons. The record is from RefSeq and is a predicted model, not a curated record.
AAUGCUAUGAUAUGAUAUUUGACACAGUUCCUUUUGCUUGGCUGAACAGGUUGAUGAUCCAGUUAUGAUCAUUUGUAGUGACAUUUCAGGUAUUCUUCUUUCAAGUUACUUAAAACAAUUAUGACACUACAUUUUGGCCUGGUGUGGGCCCGUCACUGCAAUGUUAGAACAGUAAAUGUGGACUUUUAUUUUGAAAAGGUAAACCGGAUGCGUAUUGAGCAGAGCGGGGGAUGCGGUGGAUUGAAAAGUGGCAAUUGGCUAAUAAAUAAAGUAUUCCAGAUCACGGCGAUACUGAUUAUUGUAUGCUGCUAAUAUGUGUGCUGUAACAGCUAACCAAAAGGCACAACUAGUCCACAAUGCGUUCCUCGUUAUAAGAAGGAUGUAGGAUGUUGAACGGGAUGUUGUUAUGCUAGCGAACCGAACGUUAGCUAGUUUAGCUAAAACAGCCGUCGUUACUGUAACGUUAAACGUCAAUAGUAGUGUAACGUCGUCCGUGAACAGUCGUUUUCUUCUCCACAUUUAGAAGAUGUAUAAAUCCACCGUGUCAGACGCAGUGUGUGGCGAAGACGCAGAUAAAUGUUCCAUCUGUCUGAGCCCGUUCGAAAAGCAAAGAGUCGCCUCUCUGGAGAAGUGCCAGCAUGUAUUCUGCCUUGAAUGUAUCCUCCAGUGGUCCCAGACAGCCACUACGUGCCCCGUGGAUCGGAUCAGUUUUGACUUCAUCCAGCGGAGACGUUGUCCCGGAGGCGCCGUCCACGAGAAGAUUAAAGUUAAGGCAAAUAAAAGGGAAGAGGAUUAUGAUGAAGAUGAAGAAGAAGAAGAGAGAAACGACACUGUCAUCUGCGAGGAGUGUGGACGCGGCGACCGCACGCACCAGCUGCUUGUGUGCACGCGCUGUGAUGCAGGCUUUCAUACGGACUGCUUGACGCCACCAUUGGACGGCGGCCCUGGAGGUGACUGGAUUUGUGCUCGGUGUGCAGUCACUCCCCAGCACGCGGACGAGCUCACGGUGGAGGCUGAGAUCAGUGACGGAGAACUAACGGACCUCCUCGCCGAAGCGGAUGGAUCCGCGUCCACCAGCACUCGCCUCCGGCCGUCCUCGCUGCAUCGCCCCAGCAGCUCCCCCGAUCGCCGGCGCAGUCAGAGGGUCCCGAGCUCAGCCGGCGCCGAUCCUCCUCCCCGGGCCCGCAGCUCCCGGCAUGUACCUCCAUACCUGUUGCGGCCCACAGAGCCUGCAGGAACAACAGCACCAGCAGCAGCAGAAGGAGCUCCCAUCCGCCACAGUGCUGCUUUCAAGUUAAAGAGGAGAAAGAGAAGGAAGCGCGCUACUUGAUCUCCCGACACCAGGAGGGUUUUGCGUCUUAUUACUUCUUCCUACUAAAUGACCACAUGGGGGCAGCGUUGGGUUAUGAACAUGCACCUGAACUGAGGAAGAAGUUGUUCAUUUAUCUAAUGUGGUUGAAUGUUUUUAUUUCGUUAAAAACAUGAGGCUGAUAUUAUUCUAUACGUCUUCUAUUCUUACUGUGAAUAAAUCCCAUGAAAGUGCCAAAACCAGCAAUCAACCUCUGAGUAAUGUAAACAGGGCCGACCCGUAGCAUUCAGCCCUUUAGUUACUGAAGAAGUAAAUCUUAAAGUUCGCGUCAAAAUGUGAAUAUACAUUUUUAUCAGUGAGUGUGAAGCAACUUGUUUUUCUGAGACUCCUCUGCUCUUCUGCUGGAUUCCCUCAUCCUACCUCCCUCAGAAGCUCCGAGACGUCGCCUAGCAACACCGACUGUAGUCUCAUUUCUCAGGCUCUUGUUCAGUCGUAUCAGAUUGAGACAGGAGACUGUCUCAGGUCUGUUGUUUCUGGUGAUUUGAUAUAAAGAUCCCUCAUUUGAUUUACAAAAUCAAUUUUCUGUUUGAUCAUCCGCUCGAAAAUUACAACCUGUUUCUGAGAGAUGAAAGAAAAAAUAUAAAUGUGGCGACAAUAAAUGCUUCCACCAAAAUAACACCCUGAUAUUACAGUUUAGUUAAAUAGCUCAUACUUAUCACUGUU